CGCGAAGAAGACAUCGCAGGGCUGCAGGACGUCAAGCGGCUGAUCAAGAACAAAGUGAUGCGGCCGCUGCUGCGACCGGAGGUGCACCGCGGGUUGUACCAGCCGAGCAGCGGCAUUCUGUUCUUCGGCCCGCCGGGCACGGGCAAAACGACGCUGGCGAAGUGGAUUGCGAGCGAGAGCCAAGCGGCGUUCUUCUGCAUCACGCCGUCCACGCUGACGAGCAAGUUCUACGGCGAAAGCGAGACGCUGGUCAGCGCGCUGUUCGCGGUCGCCGCGCGGCUCGCGCCCUCGAUCAUCUUCAUCGACGAAAUCGACUCGGUGCUCAGCAAGCGCAACGAGAAGGAAGAAGAGUCGACCACGCGCAUGAAGAACCAGCUGCUCACGAUGAUGGACGGGCUGAACACGCCGGACGACAAGUUCAUCGUCGUGAUCGGCGCGACCAACCGGCCCGAAGCGCUGGACGACGCCGGCAUGCGCCGGCUGAGCAAGCGCGUCUACAUCCCGCUGCCCGACGCAGAGUCGAUUGCGCAGCAAAUCCGCGCGAUCCUGAAGCACCACGCGCAGUCGAUGGACAUUCCGUUCGUCGACGACCUCGAGUGGGUCGCGGCGUACGCGCAAAAGCUCGUCGGCUUCAACGGCAGCGACAUCCGCAACCUGUGCAUGAAGGCCGCAGAGACGGUGCUGCUGGUCGGCGGCAUGGCGGGCACCGGGAAGUCGACGCUGAUCGGCAGUCUCUGCCACACGUUGCAGGAGCGGCGGCAGAAGCGCUGCUACGUCAUCAACCUGGACCCUGCGGCGCUGCACUUCCCGUACAAGGCGCACGUGGACAUCCGAGCGACGGUGAAGUACCGCAAAGUCAUGAAGAAGUACAACCUCGGCCCGAACGGCGCGAUUCUGACUGCGCUGAACCUAUACGCGACCAAAUUCGAGCAGUUGCUCGCGAUCCUGAAGCAGCGCGAGCACGAGUUCGACUUCGUGCUCGUCGAUACGCCCGGCCAGAUCGAGGUGCUCAACUGGAGCGCGAGCGGCGCGAUCAUUCUGAGUCUGCUGGCCUCGCAGUAUCCGACCGUCGCGCUGUACACGAUGGACUCGAGCCGCUGCGCGAAGCCCGUGGUGUUCGUCUCGAACCUGCUGUUCUCGACCGCGCUGAACUCAUGA
This is a messenger RNA of Dermatophagoides pteronyssinus (European house dust mite), 1158 nucleotides long. RefSeq names its product fidgetin-like protein 1. NCBI's taxonomy places the organism in Eukaryota, Metazoa, Arthropoda, Arachnida, Sarcoptiformes, Pyroglyphidae. The record is from RefSeq and is a predicted model, not a curated record.